This is a messenger RNA of Closterium sp. NIES-65, 1206 nucleotides long. NCBI's taxonomy places the organism in Eukaryota, Viridiplantae, Streptophyta, Zygnematophyceae, Desmidiales, Closteriaceae. The record is from the annotation of a GenBank genome assembly.
AUGGCGGCGCAGCGGGCGCCGCCGAGCUUCCGCCUGCGCGCAUACUACGGGAUCGACUUCCCGGGGAAGGUGGCGGUGCUGGUGGCGCAGUCGCUGCUCUCAUUCGCGCUCGCCGCCACCCUCUUUGGGCGCUAUGCGGCGGCCGUCGCGCUCGUUCGCCGCUUCUGGCCGCUGCUGCCAGCGCAGCUCUCCAGUUUCCUCGUCGGUUUCUCAGCAGCCUUGGCUCUCCUCCUCGCCGUCGCCUAUUCCCUCACGCUCUCCGCCAACCUCCGCACCUCCCUCCUCCUCCGCCCCCGCCUCGCCCGCCACAUGCUCUCACUCGUCCCCUCCUGGCAACCGGUCCGCACCGCUCUCGACCUGGGGAGCGGCCGCGGCGUUCUGCUCGCGAGCCUGGGGCUGCAACUCGUGGAGUGUGGCGGGGAGGGGCGGGCGAUUGGGUUUGACAGCUGGGAGACCAAGAGCCGUGCUGCUGCUGGGGUUAAAGGGGGAAGCAGAUUGGAAGUGGAACAGAGUAGCGCUUCAAAAGGUGCAGCUGCUGGUGCUGCUGAUGCUGAUGCUGGGGAUGGUGCUAGUGCUGACGCUGGUGCCACUGGCAGCAGCAGCAGCAGUGGGAGGCAUGUGCGGCACAGAAGAGCAGAUAAAGCCAAAUCAGGCCACCCAGGCAGGAGUUUGGCCGGAACAACUUCCCCUGCUCCUGCUGCUCCAGCGAGCGGGCUAGCAGCCGUGUCAGCGGCAGCAGUGGGGAGCAUGGCGGGGGCGCUGAGGGCAGCAGCGAGGGAGGGCGUGGGGGCGCUGGUGACGUGCAAGACGGGCGCGUUUGACCGCCUGCCCUUCCCUGACGCCUACUUUGAUGUCGUUGUUUCUGCCCUGCGCCUGCACGCCAUUGCCUCGGUGCUAGAAGACUCAGACCCAUCAGCAGCGGAGAGGGAGCGGCAGAGGGUGCUGCAGCAGGUGGCGAGAGUGUUGAAACCGGGGGGGAGGGUGAUAGUGUGGGAUGUGAUGCACGUGCCGGCCUAUGCGGAGUAUUUCAGCUUGAUGCAAUGCAGUCAGCCGACCGAGCUUGACCCGCACCACGAAACCCUCAGCUACGCGUCACCACGCUCUCACCACGCUCUCACCACAGCCUGCUUCACCACAGCCUGCUUCACCUCAGCCGCCUGCUUCAGUACAGCCUCCCCCACAACAGCCCGCCUCAGCAAGGCCUGA